GCGUGUCGUCUCCGUAUUUCGCGUCCACGCGGCACCGAGGCUCCGAAACCGAGGCGAAGAAAAGCGGCAGUCGCGUGUCGACCAGCGGACAGGCCGGUGCAACGUCGAGCGACGAGCGCGGAUGCCUCUCAUCCUUCUGCAUCAUCUCACGAGCGCGCGGCUGCACGUUCGUCGAGAGACCGAUGACUGAAAAAAUCCGCGGAGACGGCCGCCGCACGCGCGUUUCGACACCCGGAAUCCGCAUGAAUCUCCGAUCCCCGGCGCCGCCGUUCGAUUCGAACGAAAUUUCAUUCGAUGGGUCCACGAUGUCGUAAAGUUGCUCUCAGAGGCGCGCUGAACAAGAUCGAUCGGCUCGCCGAUCGAGGAUGUUGACCUGGUAGCGGGUGUUGAUCGACAGGAAAAUCGCUCGCUUGCGGGAAUCCAACGGCUGACGUUCGCGUGCAGCUGUCGGCGAGCGUUAACGUUCAACAUCGAUAAACGUUUUUUCGACCGUUGUCGUCGUCGUCGUCGUCGUCGUCGUCAUUCAGCAGUGAUUCAGUGAAUGGACUUUAUGAGUGACCGUUUUCAAAGCUCGCGGGCAGCAUCCGCUGAAAAAAGACACGAGUGCUCGGUGACGACAGAUCAUCCUCCGAUGGAUCGUACGUGACCAACGCAAACUCGUGGGAUAUCGUUCGAUCGUCGCCAAGAAGAAUAUCCUGUAAAAAAAAGGCCGGAUUUCGAAAGGAGUGGCAGGAUGCCGAAGGAGAACAUGUGGCGGCAGAGGAGAGUGCCCGUUCCCAAGAGAACGAUCGAGCUGAUCGCUUUAGUAGCGAUAUCUAGUACACUUUUUCUCUUUCUACACACGAGAGAUCUACAUUCGCGUCUGAAAAAAAUGGAAAUACGUCUUCAACCGGGUGAGGAUGAUGUGCUCUCGGCGAAUCAGCUCUCAUCAGACGGUAUCCAAACGGAUCCCGAUCCAAACGGUAUCGUCCAUUAUCCAAAUGUGCAACGUAUUCUCGUGGGAAAGUACGAGGAAGCGCUUGACAUUGACGCUCUCAACAACACGAAAAGAGCCGACCGGGAGGUCCUGUUCUUCAAUCGCGUGCCGAAAGUCGGUUCACAGACUUUUAUGGAGCUGUUGAGGAGGCUAUCAAUAAGGAAUGCAUUUUCGUUCAACAGGGACCGUGUGCAGCGAGUCGAGACCAUACGUCUCGCGCCGAUCGAGCAGCUGCAUCUCGCCAGGAUGGUCAGCAGUUAUUCGGAACCGUCUGUUUACGUGAAGCACGUCUGCUUUACUAACUUCACAGAAUUCCACCUACCAGAGCCGAUUUAUAUCAACAUAGUACGCGAUCCUGUAGAGAGGGUCAUAUCAUGGUAUUAUUACGUAAGAGCACCAUGGUACUACGUGGAGAGGAAGCAGAUCUUUCCGGACCUACCGUUGCCCGAUCCCAAUUGGCUCAAGAAGGACUUUGAGUCGUGCGUAUUGAAGGGCGAUCGAGAGUGCAGAUAUUUGCAGGGUGAGAUCCACGAGGGCAUCGGCGACCAUCGCAGACAAACCCUUUUUUUCUGCGGUCACAGCGAAAAGUGCACGCCUUUCAAUACCGUUGGUGCCUUGGAGCGAGCAAAGUUGGCGGUGGAAAAGCACUACGCGGUAGUUGGCGUCUUGGAGGACAUAAAUACAACCCUCACGGUACUGGAAAACUACAUACCACGAUUUUUCCAGGGAGCUACCGAUGUUUACUAUGAUCAAACAAAUUCCUUUAUGAGGAUCAAUCGAAAUUUCUUUAAACCGCCAGUCAGUGAGGAAGUGAAGAACUUGGUGCGCAACAACUUUACCCGCGAAGUCGAAUUUUAUCAAUUUUGCAAGCAGCGACUUUAUAGACAAUACAGAGCUCUAAAAUUGCGAUCGAAAGUUCCGUAGUCCGCAAUCGUGAUGCUCUCUGAAAAAGGACCUCUGUUAUCAUGCGAAGGCAAUUAUUAAAUACAUGAAAGACAUUACGAAGAAGAAUACACUUCAGUGCAAUUACAUUUAUUAGUGUUAGUGAAUAGUGAUUCGAUAAAGAUUUACAACAAAAUGAUAAUUAUUUUUAAAUAACAAUAAUAAUAAUUCACACAAAUUUCAUUAAAUAUUAAAUGGUGCAAAAGAAAAUUAAUUUUAUACAAGAAUUAAUAAUAUAAGAGCUUAUAACAAUAGCUUUUGGACUAAUACCAGAUUAAUAUGACAGACUGUACUCUACUUGUCCAGUCAUCACAAUAUUGAAACUGAAAUUUUAAUAACGACUGCUUGCCGAAAUCAGGAAUUCGUGGCGUUUUAUCGAAGAUCCGAUUACAAUAGCUAUCCCACGAGUCAAAGAUAAAGAACAAAAUAUGUAUUUGUUGUUUCCUUCACGAUUAAUGCAAUGAUCUUAAGGAUCUUAUAUCUAAGGAAACGUGAGGAAACUCAUGAUAUUAUCAAAUUUUUUAUUAUAAUAAUUCCAUGACAAAAAAAGAAUAAUUAGUUCUUCGUGUGACCACUGUGAUGAUCUAGUUCCAUGCGUUUAAGAAAACUUUGAUAAACCUUAUUAUGAAGAAACAAAAUCUCAUGAUGAUAUCAAAUAUUUUAGUACAAUGAUCAUCUCAUGACAUAUCGAGACAAAGAAGAAGAUAAUUUUGAAGUCAUGUGAUGAUCCAAGCUUGACGCAUUUAGAAGAAUCUUGAUAGACAUAAUUAAGUCUAAUAACAGAAUUUAAUAGAAAUGCAAAUAAAUAAUAACUAUUAAAAAAAAAGAAAAAAUAAUUUGCGUGCAUUUAGUGAAAUAUUUGUGGAGUUUUGAGUUUCGGUAAAAAAUGAUUUACCGUUCUAUAUGAAACUUGCCACGAUAUGGAUGCAUCGCGCGACUCAGAAAUAGAGACACUCUUAAUAAGUGCCGAAUGAUCACCUGCGAUCGGACGUCAUGACGCUAUUUUUUUAGCAGACGUCACUACACGAGUUAUAUAUGCAAGUUCUAGGCACAUUUAUCAUUAGGAUAUUUCGCGUUAAUUAAUAGCAUUCACGAUGAUUUUUCUCGCCAACGAUGUAUGAACGAUGCAAAGACUGAUAAAACGAUGAUAUUUUUUUAUCGCGGAGUAUUUACGAUCACAGAGAAAAAUGUACAGGGUAACGAUUAGAAUAUAUCGCUUUGUAAGAGAAAAAUACUUGUUUGUACUCUCAUCGACUUACGAUUAUUUGGAAUAAAACGCUGCCAUUUGAAAAGAAA
This is a messenger RNA of Wasmannia auropunctata (little fire ant), 3214 nucleotides long. It is a transcript of the gene pip, whose product is annotated as heparan sulfate 2-O-sulfotransferase pipe. NCBI's taxonomy places the organism in Eukaryota, Metazoa, Arthropoda, Insecta, Hymenoptera, Formicidae. The coding region runs from base 734 to 1900 and encodes 388 amino acids. Gene Ontology annotation, cellular component: membrane. The transcript has 8 exons. The record is from RefSeq and is a predicted model, not a curated record. Gene Ontology annotation, molecular function: sulfotransferase activity.